AUGGAAUCCAAGAAGCGCAAGCGUGGUUCCGACCAGCUCACAGAGAAUGAAGUAGAUACCUCGAAGCCCACCGCUGUCUUCGAAGCCAAGGAAGGGCGAAAGUACACACUGAGCAUUGCGCUGCCUGGGAGCAUCAUUGCAAAUGCACAAACGCCCGAACUCCAAACGCUCUUAGCAGGUCAAAUUGCCCGUGCCCUUGCCGUCUUCUGCGUCGAUGAAGUAGUGGUGUUUGACGAUGGUCAACUAACGCAGGAUGCUGAGACUCAUACUACAUUCUCAAGUACUCAAAAAAUUGGAAAAGAGCACAACUCGUAUAGCGGCUACACAGAUCCAAACUUCUUCUUGGCGCACAUUUUGUCAUAUCUUGAGACACCUCCAAAUCUACGAAAAGACCUGUUUCCUCUUCAUCCAGACUUUCGACUGGCGGGAUCCCUGCCAAGUCUAGACAUGCCCCAUCACGUCCGCAUGCACGAUUGGUGCCAAUACCGUGAAGGCGUUACCAAACGGGAAAUACCCAAUAGGCAAGAAAGGAAAAUAUGGAGGACGCCGCCUGGUCAUACCUACAUCGAGACUGGCCUUCGUACACGAGUCUUUAUCUCAGCUGUCAUAGCACCAGAAACGCGCGUGACUGUCAAAUUCAAAGAUGAAGAGAAGCCCGAAGAAAUCCCAGGUAAUGAAUUACUGGCCGAAGCUGUCGCUCCUUCUGCUCCGCGAGAAGAGGCUGGCUAUUACUGGGGCUACAGUGUUCGCUCAGCGUCCUGUAUAUCUGCUGUUCUCACCGAGUGCCCAUUCGAUGGCGGCUACGAUCUAACAAUUGGGACGUCAGAGCGAGGCGUCCCUGUAUCUAGUCUUGAUAGUACAAAAACGCCAAAGAGCCAACCCAUUCCAGAGUUUGCGCACAUGUUGAUUGUUUUCGGAGGCGUUGGUGGAUUGGAAGUUGCGGUAAAGGCAGACAAGGAGUUGGAGAAUUUGGGAGUGAAAAGUCCCGAAGCAUUGUUUGAUCACUGGGUGAAUCUGUGUCCAGGACAAGGUAGCAGGACGAUUCGAACGGAAGAGGCAGUUUGGUUGGGGUUGAUGGGGUUGAGAGGUGUUGUGUCGAGGAAGGGAAAGAGGUGA
Molecule: messenger RNA, 1116 nt
Organism: Letharia lupina
Lineage: Eukaryota; Fungi; Ascomycota; Lecanoromycetes; Lecanorales; Parmeliaceae
Exons: 3
Coding region: 1-1116 (371 amino acids)
Source: RefSeq, a predicted model, not a curated record